Triticum turgidum subsp. durum (durum wheat) is the source of this 1557-nucleotide messenger RNA. NCBI's taxonomy places the organism in Eukaryota, Viridiplantae, Streptophyta, Magnoliopsida, Poales, Poaceae. The record is from the annotation of a GenBank genome assembly.
AUGGAUCUUCGUCGCCGGCAAAUCCAAGGCAGCCAUGCAUCAAUUGGUUCAUUUGCUGAAGAAAAGCGCUCACAAGUGGAUGCUUCUCAAAUUGGCAAAAAGUUAAGAUAUUCAGGCUCACACCUUCCGGAGGAUAUCUGGCGUCAUAUAUGCUACUUUCUGCCACUGAAAGAUGCUGCGCGUGCUGCUUGUGUUUCUCGCGCGUUUCGAAGUUCGUGGAGGUGCCAUCCUAACCUCAGCUUCAGUAAGGAAACACUGGGCUACGGUCCUCCUGCAUGGUCCAGAAAAAGAGAAGUGAUGGACUACAUGGAAAAUGCACGUACACAGAGAAAAAUAGCAGGAGAUUACAACAGCAGAGUUGACCACAUUCUGAGAAACCACUCAAGCACCGGUGUGAAGACACUCAGCCUUGGAUUCUAUGGUCCUUACAAUGCCAACACCAGCUACUGUCUCGAUGGUUGGCUCCAGAUUGCUGUUACACCAGGCAUAGAAGAACUCAGCCUCAUACUGCAUUCAAAAAGUGAUCAUUUAUCAAAAAAGGCAAUCUACAACUUUCCAUGCCCACUUUUAUCUAAUGGCAGUGGAAACUCCAUUUGUGAGCUAGACCUUGUCGGUUGCGCCUUCCGCCCCACAGCAGGAUUCGGUUGCAUGAGAAGCCUGACGAGUCUAUAUCUGUGUUGCGUGAACAUCGAGAGUGAUGAGUUGGGGUUCCUUCUUUCCAGUUCUUUUGCUUUGGAGCGAUUGGAACUCACCAGUUGCGGUGAGAUAAUUUCCAUAAAGAUACCUGCCCUGCUGCAGGGCCUCAGCUAUCUGAAGGUGUCCCAGUGUUCCAUGCUGCAGGUGAUUGAAAGCAAAGCCCCAAAUAUCUCCAGUUUUCACUUUGACGGUGAACAAGUACAGCUAUUUCUUGGAGAAUCACUACAGAUGAAGACAAUUUUCAUAUCACAUUCCUGUGUUCUUCAUUAUGCUCGUGCCAUGCUCCCGUCAAGUACGCCAAAUCUUGAAACUCUUAACAUAGUUUCGACUGGUGAGAUGGUCAGUACACCAAUGCUACCAAGCAAAUUCCUCCACCUCAAAUAUUUGACAAUAACUGGAUGGACCUUCCCUACUACCUAUGAUAUUUUCUCGUUGGUUUCGUUUCUUGACGCGUCUCCUUGCCUGGAGACUUUCAGCCUAAACGCAUCAAUGAGACGCCAGAAGCAUGACUCCAUCUUUGAAGAUCCCUCACAUUUGGAGCGGACUCCGGGACACUGCUACGACAAUCUGAGGCAUGUGAAGAUCACUAGUUUCUGCUCCUCCAAGCUUCUGGUUAAGCUCACAUGUCAUAUUCUUGAGAAUACACCAUCGCUCGAGUGCCUCAUACUCGACAUAACUCAUGGUGGGUUGAAGUGUUCUGACAAAAGAUUUAGCAAAUGCUCAGUUGUAAGGAAGGCCACUCUUGUGGAAGCCCCUAAAGCACUCGAGGCUAUCCGUGCUUACAUCGCAGGAAAAGUUCCCUCCACGGCUAAGUUAAUUGUCUUGGAGCCUUGCAACCAAUGUAAUACCGUUGGCAUUUAG